Messenger RNA from Pleurotus ostreatus (oyster mushroom), 2289 nucleotides. RefSeq lists its product as uncharacterized. Bases 1 to 2289 code for a protein of 762 amino acids. The transcript has 3 exons. NCBI's taxonomy places the organism in Eukaryota, Fungi, Basidiomycota, Agaricomycetes, Agaricales, Pleurotaceae. The record is from RefSeq and is a predicted model, not a curated record.
AUGUCGUUUGAUGAUGACGCCCCUGCUUCCUCCCAAACUCUACCUGAGAUCGCAGUAUUACAAGCCCCGACUUCAUCAUUCCCCAGUUCCGACCGCCAACUCGACGAACUCGAGAGUGACCAAACUUCAAAACUGCGUCCCAAGAAGACCAAACGACGAUCCAAUCUCAAAGAUAACUACCAAUUUGAAGGCGAUCAUAUCCCGAGACGGCAGCACAAGAAGAGCAAAGCUAAGAAACGACCCUCCGAGCACAACGAUGAUGAACCCGAGCCUGAACCCGAUCUUGCCUCGAAACCGCCGUACAAGAAGAGGAAAUGGAGGAAGCAACAACGCCCUGACCACACCGAUGAACUCGACCACGAUCAUACCUCCAAUCAGCAGCAGAGGAAGAGCAAGGCCGAUAAACAACCCUCCGACCAGAGCGAAGGACUUGAAAGCAAUCAGGGCUCGACACAACAGCGCAAGAAAACCAAAGUUGAUCAACAUCUGAGCUGCCUAGUGCGAGAAGCGACGAGUGGCCUACGCAAGUCUUUCAAGUCCAAGAAGACUAAAUAUGGCCGAUCAGGACACCACGCUCGUCCUACAGCUUCUGGUAGUAGGUCUAAACUAGUAUCUGUGCCUCGUAGCCAAGAUGUCGAGGAGAAUAGCACCUUGGACGAUUCACUCGUAUCUCCUGACAUGGACCCCGUCAUGUCACUAGGUUUGAACAACAUUGGAUCUUCGUCAAUGUACCCGAUUCCUGCACCCGAGGUACUCGGAGAUCCUCACGACGUUGAAAAUGAUAUUACAAACUCCCUUCCCGAUCAUAACCAUCGAUCAUCUAGGUCUCCUUCUCAAGAGCCUCCCGAUGAACCCGCAAAACCAUCUACUCAUUCCGGUGAACCCCAAACCAAGCCCAAGUUUCUUGAUUCCACAAUCUCCGAUCUCUUGUCCACCCAAACGCCGCCUUCGGAGUCAUCAAACGCUGCAGUAUCUAUACUGAACCGAGUCCUCGCAAGUCUUCAAUCAUCCUCCGGCUUAGAUCCUCAGAAGUUGUACUCAGACUGGGUCAGCACUUACGCUGCUCCAGUAGCAAAUUCAUCGCCCUCCCAUAAAGUUGGUGAAGCGACGGCGGCGGUCACAUUUGAGGCCGAAACGCCUUCAAGUGGUUGCUGGUGGGCUAACAAGUUGGAACUCAAUCAAGCCCUUCGAGCCAGCCUCACUGUCAAACGGGAACUAAUGAAAACACAGUUGGCGGAUCGAGCAGCAUCGGCGGGACUUGUGUUCCCUGCAACUCAAUUUCCUUGGCAUACCAUGCGCUAUACUCUCUUUCAACAGGGUUAUCAAAUGGUAAAUAUCCUGGACGAGGUCCCGUUUCCUGGUCAGGAAACAUUGAAAACUGGGUACCGCGGACUCAACGGUCUUCCUGUCAAGAUAUGCACACCCUGGGUACGCUCCCUCCCAAGUGAUCUAUCUCUUGGGGUCAUUUUUCGCAAGCUCCAGCCAGCGGACGUCAAUCUCAUGCGUAGGGGCCUUAUCCCUGUAUUUGUAAGCGCGCCUCCCCAUCCUGGCUCCCCUCAUCUUCGCGCAAAGCAACUUUACAUCACCGAGACCCGGUUGUGGCAGGUUCGCGAUGGCCCUCCACGACGUGCUGAGACGGACGUGGAUCAAGAAUUUCUUGGUGCCUACCAACCACCUGCUGAGACGGACGAGGAAAUGGACGCUUUGUUGAUGAGGGGGCGUGGUGCCUCGAAGGGAGUGACUCAUCUACUCGGCCAUUCCGAAGAAAUGAAGGCACUGAUGCAGAAGAUUCUGGAUGCGCGUCCAAAGGCCAAGGCUCCAGAGUCGUUUAUUGCUAGCGAUGGUUCUGUAGUUGACGGAGGGUCUGACACACCAGAUGAUGAAUAUGAUGAAGGGUCGGAUGAUGAGGAAGGAUCAGAUGAGGAAGGAUCAGAUGAGGAAGGAUCGGACGAGGAAGGAUUGGACGAGGAAGGAUUGGAUGAGGAAGGAUCGGACGAGGAAGGAUCGGACGAAGAAGCAUCUGACGAAGAAGCGUCUGACGACCAGGACAGCACAGAUUCAGCUGUGGAAAGCAAGCAAGCUCCUCAGUCCCAUCGCUCUAGGCCACGCCAAACCACAUCACCAGCACGGUCUUCGCGCCCAGCUACUUCUUCGCGCCCAGCCACUACGUCUUCACGUCCAGCCACUACGUCUUCACGUCCAGCCACUACGUCUUCACGUCCAGCCACUAUCUUCGCACACAGCUACUUCGCACACAGCUACUACGUCUUCGCGCCCAUCCAAGGCUAA